AUGGCAAUUUCAAUUAAAGACUUAGCUAUAAAAGCUGACAUUAACCUUAAAUUAGAACCUUUUUUUAAUUUUAAUUAUGGAUUAAGUGAAAAAAAAGAAAAAGAAGAAUUAAGCAAGUUAAACAAAGAUAUAGAAAAAUACCAACCUUAUACUGUUAGAGAUGAUCAAACAAGAGAUCCGACUCUCUCUAAAAAAGGCAUCUCUAUUUUUUUAAUCACUAAAACCAAUAUUUCCUUACCAGAACUUUCUGAAACUGUCUCAGUAUUGGAUCGCAACUAUUCUUAUGUUUCAACCAGCAAAGAAAAUAUUUUUAAAAAUGAGUUCAAAACCAUCACUCAUAUUUUUAGCAAAUCAAUAGUUAAAAAUCCUCAUCCUCGGCGAGAUGAUUUUGAUAUGAGGCAGAUUUCGCUAUUCAAGAGCAAAGAUAGACCAAUCGAUCCCAAAAAUAUUGAUCAAAAGGAAGAAAUUGAAGAAGGAAUAUUGGAUGGUUGCUUAAUAACUGAUGAAAUGCUAAAUAGAUUGCGAUAUAACAUUCAAAAAUCCAUUACUGAUCGGAAAAGUCAAAUUGAAGAAUUAGUUCCUAAAUUAACUCUCACUGAUCCUUUUCCUAUUUUUGAUAAUUUAGAAUUAGAAACCGAAAAAGAGAGAUUGCUAAAAUUGCAACAAGAAAAGGAAAAGGAAGGAGAACAAACCAAAGAACAAGUAAUAAAUGAUCUAAAAGCAGAAAUUGAAAAUUAUACUAUUGAAAUUGAUAAAUAUUUUGCUUUUAUUGAUAAAUAUAUCAAACCUAAAUUUAAAGAAUUAAAAAAAAGGGAAUAUGAUUUAGUGGGAGGAGAAAUUGUUAAUAGACUACCGGAUUAUGAUGAAAAUUGUUCGAAAGGAAUUAGAACCAAAUUAGAAAAUAACCAAAAUCAAUUAAGCAGUUUUAUCACUUCUUUAAAAAGCGGAAGAGUUGAGUUUAGUAGCGAACAAUCCCAAAAUUGCAUUUUACUUUUACAAGAAAAAUAUGGAAUUUACAUUACUGAUAAUGAAUUGCCUAAAGAAUUUUUAAAAACU
Molecule: messenger RNA, 1056 nt
Organism: Funneliformis geosporum
Lineage: Eukaryota; Fungi; Glomeromycota; Glomeromycetes; Glomerales; Glomeraceae
Source: the annotation of a GenBank genome assembly